GCAUCCGCGUUUUCUUUAGCGUUGUACAUCAAAUACACCCUCACUGACGAAAACUAUCAAUUUACAUUCCAGGAUUUAUCACAGUAUUAAAAGGAUGUACAAGCAAUAUCAGACGUGUUGCCAAUAAGCAGUAGCAGCAAAAUGGCAGAUUUAUGAAUGGACCUUGGCUUGAGACAUUUACAUUAAUCAGACUCAUCUGGAUAUGCACAACAUCCAGCUACAGCACAGUUGGAGUUACAUACAAUAUGCCUGUGAAAUAGGAUUUGUUAUAAGUAUAAUGAGCUUCUGUACAAGUGGAUAAAUACUAGAUCACACUACAAUUCCUGCGCAGUUGUACUGUCACAGCCAUAAAAUGGUUACUGCUCAUAAAAGCAAUGGCAUGUGGUUAGAAACUGCUUCUGUGUUGCCAGUAUUAAAUGAUUUGUCAAGGAGUACUUCCUGGUGUUUAAUUUGACUCCUGUGGUCUUUUCUGCUGUGCCAGUGGGAGAUUGUAGCCUCUGGCUCUGUGCUGUUUGGUUGAGGUGCAGGUGGUGACUGCUUAACCAAAAGCUCCCAUUGCAUUUUGUGAUAUAUAUGCUAAAUGUCUUCCUUCUGUAAUGUAGGGGAACUGAUUAUAGUCAUACCAAUGAAAUCAGUGUAAUUAAAACAGUUAAGAAGCCCAAUCACAAAGUGGGAACCAUGUUAUUAUGAUUGUGGGCUCAGUGUGAUGGGAAGUGAAAUAGAGACCAGGUUGUGUUUGGAACUAUUUGUAUAAUACAAAAAAAAAAGAGUGAUUUUUCAAGCUGCUCAAGAUAUCUCCCCAUGGACACUAUGUUGUGUUUUUCUUGUAGCCAGUUGCCUUCUUUGGACAGAGAUGACAUUGUCCAAGUUUGACCAGAAAGGCAGGCGUUACAGUGUCAGCAUUAUUUCUCACUUCUUGUCUCUUCUAUAUAUGGCCUUUAAGUUAACAGCUGCAGUUAUUUCAUUAGAGCUUUAGGAUCAGUAGUUGACUAACUCUUUGUGUGGCUUUCCUGGAAGCAUAAUUAUUAACCUCAUUUAGGGCUGAUUGUUCUUCAAGACUAAACACAGUUGAGUGUUUGCCAGUCUACAAAUCUGUCUGCAUUCUGGCAGGUGGAUUAGGUUGCUCAACAAUACACACUUGAUGUGGAUUUGAAGAAAAAACAACGUGUUGUCAUCCUGCCUGAGGAACAGCUUGCAAAUGGAAAGAGUUUUUAUGUUCACGCAAGUUGGUUUCCCAAUUUUUGUAAUAGGCCUCAUGUUGAAACAUUUUACAAUGCGAUUAUACGGAGUUUUUAGUGCACAAAGAGGGCUUGUAGACAACUUAACCAAUUCUCUAAUUACUCAGUCUGAUUCUGGAGCUGGUCCUUGAACCAGGACUUUCCUCACUUCACUCAGUGGUUUGAUUUUGCAGAAGCAACCAUAACGUCGGACUGUUCCUCAUUUGAUUCUUUUUAUGCAAUUCAAACAUACUUGAAAUAGUCAAAUUUGGAUAUUUUUGUUCUACACUGCCAACAAUUCUUGGUCUUUUAGGGAAUACUUUAUUCGCGUUUGUAUUUUGCAACUUCAACACUCAGUCUUUCAAGACGACAGCCGACCCUGCUGCAUUUAAGCCUUUGAGCCAGAAUGGAUGAAAUCAGUCGGCUGCUAGGCACCAUAGGGCGCGACCGCUCCGACAGUCUAUGCAGUGGUGACACCCAGUCGACGGGCAGCAAGCUGGCUCUGAGGCAUCGGCUCAACCAGCUGAUGACCUGCGUGGAUGAUUUGGACCCCAAAAAUGAGCUGCAUGACAAAGUGGUCAAAACCCUGGACAACGCUUUCCUCAUCUGUGGCAAGAGAGCCAACAAGCCGAAAAAAGACAGUUUCAGGCUGCACAUGGUGACGUGGAACGUGGCCACAGUUGAUCCUCCUGAUGACGUGUCCUUGCUUCUCCAUCUGAACUCCCCGAAGAGCCCGGACCUCUACGUCAUCGGUUUGCAGGAAGUGUACUCAGGGCCUUUGAGAUUCCUGUCGGACACUGUAUUUGAUGACCCAUGGAGUCAUAUGUUCAUGUCCACCUUGGCACCACGGAAAUACGUUAAGGUGUCAUCCAUUAGAAUGCAGGGUCUGCUGCUGCUCUUCUUCUCCAAAAUGGAGCACGUCCCCUUCAUCAGGGACAUCCAGGCCCAGUACACACGCACCGGCAUUUUCGGUUACUGGGGUAACAAAGGUGGCGUGUCUAUCCGUCUGUCUUUCUAUGGCCACCUGCUCUGUUUCCUGAACUGUCACUUGGCCGCUCAUAUGAAAUACGCCACAGAGAGAGUGGAUGAGUUUGAGUACAUCAUGGACACGCAGAUCUUUGACGGCAAAAAGGCUCCAAGGAUUGCUGACCACAGGCUGGUGUUCUGGUUUGGAGACCUCAACUUCCGAAUUCAGGACCACGGCAUGCACUUCGUCCGCUCGUGUAUCAACAAUCAAACCUACAACCUGCUGUGGAGCAAAGACCAGCUGACCAUGAUGAAGAAGAAAGAGCAGAGACUCCAGGAGUUUGAGGAAGGGCCUCUGGACUUUCAACCCACAUACAAGUUUGACUUAAACUCUGAUACUUAUGACAGCAGGCUCUACAGGACAUGGUUUGGCUUUAACGGCAAGAAACGUAAACCUGCCUGGACCGACAGGAUUCUGUGGCGGCUCCGACCCAAAGCCCCGCCCCCCGACGAGCAAGAUGGACUGGAUGCAAAGAAGGUCAGGCAGCUGGAAGAGGAUGAGGAGUAUCCUCUGAAGAUCAGACAGGACUUGUACACCAGCAACAUGGAGUACUGCGUUAGUGACCACAAGCCUGUCAUGGGAGUCUUCACACUGGAGCUGAGGAAGAUGAACAGGACUCCUCUGGUGCGUCUGCAGGCAGAGGGCGACUGGAGUGCAGACAUUGAUGCCAUGGUUCUCUACAGCCCUCUGCAGCCGUUCCCCUCCAGCACAUGGGACUGGAUCGGACUCUAUAAGGUGGGAUUCACCAGUGUGUCGGACUACAUCACCUACACGUGGGUCAAAGACGACGAAGUGGCCUUCAAUGAAGAAAUCAUACAGGUAUACGUUGGUAAAGAGGAAAUCCCAGUGCGCGGAGGAGAGUGUGUACUGUGCUACUACAGUAAUACUCUGCAGUGCAUCAUUGGAAUUAGUGAACCCUUCAAGGUCCAUGAGUCCAAGGUAGCCAUUGAAGAAGGCUUGCUGCCUGAGAGGAUCAAUGGACUUGACAAAACCAUAGCAAGUGACGACCUUUUCAAGUAAUGGAUCUGGAAUCACCGAUGUGGUAUGACGUAGACAUGGAUCAGUUUGGGCCCAGAUUGCCUGAACCACAACAAGGCUUUUAAUUACUGUGUUACCUAACUUGCGACCGAAGCAGCAGAUUAGGAAGCACUGUCUGUUCAUGCUGUUUCACAUCCUCACUGACCUCUCUAAUGCUACCAGUGUGGCUAUUAGUUUUUUUUACAACCGGUCUCUACAUUCACAUUUGCUCUUCAUAUGUUAACUUGAAGUCAUGCAAAGCUAAAGCUAUGAGCAAUCCUUCAUCACCUGACUUAAAAAAGUGUCCUCAGAAUGGAAAUUUGGCCUUACAUUGAGCAAAGAAGUGCCAGCUUUAUGUUUUGGCCUAAACUAUAAUACAACUUACAAUUACUUACUAUAUUGUGUGAAUAUGAUAAAAGGCUUUGAAUGUUGUAUGUUUGGUUAGUGAGGGAUGGGAGGUAACAGGUUAGACAUAUUGAUUGAACAGAAGGUGAAGUAUGUUGUAGGAUCUGAAACAGUACCUGCUGCUUUGUGCGAUCAGUCGAUGAAAGGAAGCUCUCCGUUUCAGGUUGUGUUAACGGAUCUAAAUAUUUGUGUAAACUCCACAUUUUAAUGCUGAAGUUGCUCUUACAGCUGCAGUGAUGCGGCUGAACGAAAAGCUGGAAUUCCGAAUAUUUUAAAUUUGUUUAAAAGGGUGAAAACACCCUUCAAACUUCACCUGACUGCUAUAAUGAUGUAAAGGGAACUGCAAGAUUAGCAAAGCUCAUUGGCCAUGUUGUGUUUGCGUGAAACACGAGCAAAUCAAUCUUCAUAGUCUAUAUCCACAGACUGGCUUCAAGGAUACCAAAUAUGAGAUUUGAUAUCCUUGAAGCCAGUCUGUGGAUAUAUAUACGACUAACUUGCCUGCUCAUGCUGGAGCAGGAACUUAGGCAGGAAAUGCCUUCAGUUCAUAUUUAGCUAUAUUUUCCAUUUGUUCAUUUCCGUCUGACAUAAAGCUUUGAUUAAAAAACGUGUUCCUUUCUUUCAGAACUUUUAGAGACAAUAGUCAGCCAACCCAUGUCAACUAAAACUCUGUUGACGUUCGUACGACCACUAAACAUACAGUGGCUCAAUCACAGCUCUGACAGAAAUAACACUGUCCUACCUCUCACUUGCACUGUAAGUAACCAGAGCAUGGUAAGUGAAGAGGAUAAAGGAUAAAAUGGGAAAAAAACGUUUUUCUGCAACACAUUUGUAUUAUGCAGUUUUUGGAGAAAUGUUCUGGGCAUUUUAUGCUGUAUUUUGCAGACUGUUCAAAUUUGGCCCAGUUUUCAGUAGUUUUAAUAGUAGUUCAAUAGUUACUUUGUGUGUUUGGUGGUCCUACAGACAUGGGGGGUAAAGUAAGAUAAUGACAAAUUGAAACUCUUUCAAACUCAAACUGUUGCUUUAACAACAGAAGAUAAUCUGACUCUGUCCUUCUUCCUCUCCUCUUCCUUAUUCUCAUUCAUACGGGACUGAUCUUAAUCUCUGUACUGUCCCGAAAGCAUUGCUGUAGGAUGUAAGAUGGAUCUAUUUGUGGUUUUAAAUAUUUUGUAUUUUAAUGAAAAUAUUCAUAGGCGUCACAGAAUAUAUCACUUAGUGUUGUCAAUGGACUGCUAUAGGAAGAGUUUGCAUUUAGAUUUUCUGCUCACAGUAUUUUCAUAUACUUAGGUUGUUCCUGGAUACUUGAAAACAUAGCUAUAUGAUAUAACUUUGACUUUUGUGUGAAGCAGAUUGCUUGUGGCUUUGCUAUCUCAUUAGCCCACCAGCACCUUGCAGUUAAAACAAAAUAUAUAUGAACCAUUCCCUUUUAUUACUGAUUGUGAUUUCACGGCAAAAUAGAGAAUAUGAAGAUAUGUGCACUGUUUAUUGAUAAUUCAUAAUAGGUUGCCAUGUUGUUAUUAUUAGUGUGUAUUGAGAAACUCUUGUUGUUUUUGUUUGAACAAUAUGGAUUCAGCAAGUGCCUCUGAAAUGCUUGUUGCUUUACAUUUAGUGUACUGUAUUAUGCUGCUCAGUUGUGAUACCAUAUGUAUCAUUAAUAUUCAUCCGAUUAUUUAUUGUAACAUAGCCUCUUCUUGUUCAUAUUGAUUUGAAAUAUUACUGUUCUAAACUUUCACAUACACAAAGAUCUGAAUGUUAUUGGCUUGCUGGAAUCAAUUAUAUCAGCCAAUUUAUAUCACUUUUUUUUUUUUUUUUUUUACUAAAAAGUGACUUAUUUUCUCAAAUAAUGAAAUGUAAUGUACUGUAACAGAUUUAUAGCUUUGCAAAUGCAAAUAUUAAAGAAAAGUCUCACUUCA
Messenger RNA from Dicentrarchus labrax (European seabass), 5576 nucleotides. RefSeq names its product inositol polyphosphate-5-phosphatase Ka (gene inpp5ka). Gene Ontology annotation, biological process: negative regulation of phosphatidylinositol 3-kinase/protein kinase B signal transduction; negative regulation of glycogen biosynthetic process; phosphatidylinositol dephosphorylation. Gene Ontology annotation, cellular component: plasma membrane; ruffle; endoplasmic reticulum. The transcript has 13 exons. NCBI's taxonomy places the organism in Eukaryota, Metazoa, Chordata, Actinopteri, Moronidae. Bases 1624 to 3264 code for a protein of 546 amino acids. The record is from RefSeq and is a predicted model, not a curated record. Gene Ontology annotation, molecular function: inositol bisphosphate phosphatase activity; phosphatidylinositol-4,5-bisphosphate 5-phosphatase activity; phosphatidylinositol-3,4,5-trisphosphate 5-phosphatase activity.